Molecule: messenger RNA, 1326 nt
Organism: Gambusia affinis (western mosquitofish)
Lineage: Eukaryota; Metazoa; Chordata; Actinopteri; Cyprinodontiformes; Poeciliidae
Gene: snai1a
Product: snail family zinc finger 1a
Exons: 3
Coding region: 265-1041 (258 amino acids)
Biological process (GO): regulation of DNA-templated transcription
Molecular function (GO): RNA polymerase II cis-regulatory region sequence-specific DNA binding; DNA-binding transcription factor activity, RNA polymerase II-specific
Source: RefSeq, a predicted model, not a curated record
UCGGAGUGUUUCGGAACAGAGGCCAGCAUUUAGUUCCUUAGCAGAGAAGCUCUACAUAUCACUCCGUCGAUGAAAUCCAUCCCAACUUGUUUUGGGUCACAAGGCGGAUAUUUCUAUCGUUUUUUUUCUUCUUCUUCCUUCUAGGACUACAGCUUUCUUCAUCUCCUAGAAGCUGUGCGUCGUGACCGCGCGUUCCUUUUACGCACAGAUCUUGGAGCCUGCAUAAAUUAAAAAAAAAAAAAAAAAAAAAAAAAAAAAAGGACAAUGCCUCGGUCUUUCUUGGUAAAGAAGUAUUUCGCUAGACAAAAGCCAAACUACAGCGAACUGGAAUGUCAGAAUGCAGAUACUUCACUGGAGACCUAUGCUCUUGCUGAGGUGCCAUCAGCAGACACUUCCACCUGCUUCACCACAGGUCUGGUGUGGGACCUGAGCGUCCUCCCCGCCCUCUACCUGCCCACCGCCCAUUCGGAGGCCUCUGGCACCUCGGGCCCCCUGGACCUGAGCUCCCCUUGCAGCCUCAGCAGCAGCGCCAGCAGCAGCGGCGAGGAAGACGAGGGGCGCAGCUCGGACCCCCCCAGCCCAGAGCCCGUCAUCAAGUACGCCCCUCGCCAGAGGAUGAAGUGCACCGGCGUCAUGGCCCACGUCAGCCCCCCCGAAGAAGAGGAGGAGAGAGGAGAGACCCCGGCGAUGGCAGCCAGGCCGGCUUUCCUCUGCAAACACUGCCCCAAGGAGUACACCAGCUUGGGGGCUCUGAAGAUGCACAUUCGCUCACACACCCUACCUUGUGUCUGCACCACCUGCGGGAAGGCGUUCUCCAGGCCCUGGCUGCUGCGCGGCCACAUUCGCACACACACAGGUGAGCGUCCGUUCUCGUGUCCCCACUGCAACCGGGCUUUUGCGGACCGUUCCAACCUGAGGGCCCACCUGCAGACCCACGCCGAGGUAAAGAAGUACCAAUGCGGCGUCUGCUCUCGCACCUUCAGCCGCAUGUCACUGCUGCAGAAGCAUAGCUCCUCGGGAUGCUGCUCCACUUUGGGCUGAGGCGCCGCGAGCGCACGGAGGAAAACCUACCGGGACAUCAGCGGGGUGGAAAACUUUUUGUGAAGCCCAGUUAGAUUGUUUAAGACACCGCAAAGAUCACAAAAUUGCCAAACUUUUAAGAGACCUUGAGGAAAUCCAACCUCACCGUGGAUCUGACUUUACAAGCGUUUUCGCUUCUCUAUUCCCUUGUAAAACGGUUGAGAAGCUUUUUUUUUUUUUUUACUUUCUUCUUCUAUUGUUGACCAAGUUUUUGAGGCUGGACCAUCUGAACUGAACAAAACAAAA